AUGAAGACCGACCUGCCCUACUUUGACCUGUGCGUCGCCAACAUCCCCUACAACAUCAGCAGCCCCCUCACGUUCAAGCUGCUGGCGCACAGGCCGGCGUUCCGCGCGGCCAUCAUCAUGUACCAGCACGAGUUUGCGAUGCGCCUGGUGGCGCGGCCGGGGGAGUCCGCGUACAGCCGCCUGGCGGUCAACACGCAGCUGCUGGCGCGGGUCAACCACCUGCUCAAGGUGGGCAAGAACAACUUCCGGCCGCCCCCCAAGGUCGACAGCAGCGUCGUGCGCAUCGAGCCGCGCCACCCGCCCCCGCCGGUGCCGCUGCUGGAGUGGGACGGCAUGGUGCGGCUCGCGUUUGGCCGCAAGAACAGGACGCUGGGGGCCGCCUUCAAGAACAACCGGACGCUGGCGGCGCUGGAGGACAAUUACAACACCAUGCGGGCCCUGAACAUGGGCAACGCGGCGGCGGCGACGGCGGCGGCGGGCGCGGGGGCUCCUCAGCAGCAGCAGCAGCAGCAGUGGGCGGCGGCCCUCGCGGCGGCGGCGCCGAUGGACGCGAGCGACGGCGAGGCGUCGGGGUCGGACGAGGAGGCGGAGGAGGGGAUGGAUCUUGACGGCGGCGGCGGCGGCGGCGCGGGGCCGUCGGGCAAGGGCCCGCGCAGCGGCGGGCGGCCGGGCGGCAAAGGGCGUGUGUCGGCGGAGUUCAAGGGCACGGUGGCCCGGAUCCUGGAGGCGACCGGGUUUGAGCAGAUGCGGCCGGCAAAGAUGACGCAGGACGACUUCCUGCGGCUGCUGGCUUCAUUCAAUGCUGAGGGCAUCCACUUCUGCUGA
Monoraphidium neglectum is the source of this 825-nucleotide messenger RNA. Its product is annotated as dimethyladenosine transferase. Gene Ontology annotation, cellular component: mitochondrial matrix. The coding region runs from base 1 to 825 and encodes 274 amino acids. Gene Ontology annotation, biological process: rRNA methylation. NCBI's taxonomy places the organism in Eukaryota, Viridiplantae, Chlorophyta, Chlorophyceae, Sphaeropleales, Selenastraceae. Gene Ontology annotation, molecular function: rRNA (adenine-N6,N6-)-dimethyltransferase activity. The record is from RefSeq and is a predicted model, not a curated record. The transcript is spliced from 3 exons.